UGCUGCACCGCUGCUCGACUCUGCUCCUCAGACUCAUUUCACAUCAUUAUCUGGAGCUAAAAUUUGUGUUUUCUCCUCUGGCUGCCAGGUGGUCAAACCAGGAGGAGGACUCAAAAACAAGGCAGUUGGGCCUGCAGGAUUAUAGUGCGCUUAUAGACAACAUUACUUUUAGAGUUGAAUACAUAGAAGUCUGGGUUCAUGCCGGAUUUCGAGCACUUCAGAUUUUCCUACUCGAGCAUGAAUCCGGUCCUGGGGGAGAGUGGUUUUCUGGCUCCGCAGCAGCACCACCACCAGAUGACGGGCCAGAACGACUCCGCCAUCCCGGAGCCCGGCUACUUCCUGGGGGACCACAGCGGGUUCGGGCCUGACGGGUUAUCUGGGCUGGACCUGGGUGCCCUGCCUCCAUCAGGUCUUGCCUACCUGCACCUGAGCACCCCGCUGCACCGCGUGCCCCCUGCGGCCACGGCGCUGCGCAAUGACCUGGGGUCCAACAUCAGCGUCCUGAAGACCCUGAAUCUGCGCUUCCGCUGCUUUUUGGCCAAAGUGCACGAGCUUGAGCGCAGGAACAAGGUGCUGGAGAAGCAGCUGCAGCAGGCUCUGGAGGGGAACUGCGGAGAGGAGGGGCACCAGAAGCCGCAGACUAAAGAGAUGGGGGUCCAGACUGGAUUUAUUGGGCCCAUCCCGGCCAGACCGAACCUCAUUCCGCUCCAAAACGCCAACAACUCGGCCUACCUCCCCGGCGGCCUCCUCUCUCCAACACUAAACCUUCCUCCUCCUCUGUUUGACAACAAAUACCAGCUGGGGAACAACCUGAACCCGAGCACCGUCUCCACGGACUCAAACUCCAACCUCACCACCUGCGGUUUCUCCAUCAGCCCGGCCCUGAGUCCCACAGACCCGUGUAAAACCAUCACCAACAACAACGAGAAAUACGCCGCUCACACCGGGACCAACACCAACAACACCCCUCCUCCUCCCCCGCGCUUCCUCCCCGGGACGAUCUGGUCCUUCAACCACACCCGGCGCUUUGGCACCGGGAGGGAGUCGUGCCUCACGGGCCCCGGAGUUUCCUGGACGCACCCGGACGGCGUCGGGGUCCAGAUCGACACCAUCACACCUGAGAUCAGAGCCCUGUACAACGUGCUGGCCAAGGUGAAGAGAGAGAGAGACGAGUACAAGAGAAGGUAA
This is a messenger RNA of Plectropomus leopardus (leopard coralgrouper), 1188 nucleotides long. The record is from RefSeq and is a predicted model, not a curated record. NCBI's taxonomy places the organism in Eukaryota, Metazoa, Chordata, Actinopteri, Perciformes, Serranidae.